AAUUCUGCUGUCAGAAAGGUUAUCACGACAGCGUUUUGGAAAAAUAAUUACUGUUAGCUAGGACGGCUAGUCUCCAACUGUACGCGACAGCGAGCAGCCUUAGCAUUAAAUAACCGAAACGUUAAUAUACGUCGUGGUGAUAACAGUAAUUAAUAAGCAGCAGCGUGUGUCGUUCAGGAAAACAUAACCUGAAAUCUUCGGCGAUGGGGUCAUAUGCAGCGGCCGGUUGUCAGAAUAGAAAAAACAACACGUUUUAGCACACUGUUACAUUUUUGCCUUGUCUAGCCUAAAUGUGACGUACAAGUGGAAAGAUGUGUGCUACGUAAUGUCAAACCAAUCGAGUCGCUCGCUUUUCCUUACCGUUUCUUGCUGUACAAGCCCUGACAGCUAAGCUCGCUAAGUAGCUAGCCGAGGUCCUGUUUACCAUCAUGGACAGAGAGGCGUACCGUAACUGCAGCAGCCUGGUCAAAAUACCAAGACAGUCGUAUGAGCAGUUCUGGUCUUCACAUUUUGUAGAUUAUAUCGACAAGGAACUUAGCUAUUCUAAGUUUUUCAAGAAAUACUUGCUUCCCAAUCACCCAUGCAUGUUUUCAAGAAGGUUUACAGAGGACUGGAAGUGUAGGAAACAGUGGGUGUCUGAGGAGGGGAAGCCUAAUUUCCAGAAACUGCUGCAAGAGUUUGAUGAGACUCCUGUUCCUGUUGCGAACUGCAAUGCCAAGGAGUACAAUGCUAAUCCUAAGCAAGUUAUGCCUUUCAAAGAAUUUGUACACUACUGGAAGGAAUACAUCCAAAAUGGCCACUCAUCGCCUAAAGGAUGUCUCUAUCUUAAAGACUGGCACAUGUCAAGGUAUCGGGACUUUCCAGAACACAGUGUUUACAGCACGCCAGUCUUCUUUUCUUCUGACUGGCUUAAUGAAUACUGGGAUACACUUGAAGUGGAUGACUACCGGUUUGUCUACAUGGGACCCAAAGGCUCAUGGACCCCGUUCCACGCCGAUGUGUUCCGCUCCUAUAGCUGGUCUGCAAACAUUUGUGGCAGGAAGAAAUGGCUCUUGUAUCCUCCAGGUCAGGAGGAGUUUUUACGAGACACUCACGGCAACAUCCCUUAUGAUGUAACUUCAGCUGAACUUCGAGACAGAGGCCUUUUCCCACACUCCGAUAAAGCCUGUCAACCUCUAGAAAUUAUUCAGGAGGCAGGUGAAAUCAUUUUUGUGCCCAGUGGCUGGCAUCAUCAAGUUUACAAUCUGGAGGACACAAUCUCUAUUAAUCAUAACUGGCUGAAUGGCUGCAACAUAGACAUCAUGUGGCAGUUCCUUCAGAAUGAGCUAUCAUCUGUUCAAAAAGAGAUAAGUGAGUGGCGAAACACGAUGGACUCGUGGCAUCAGCACUGCCAGGUUAUCAUGAAGGCCUGCUCUGGUAUCGACUAUGGUGAAUUUGCCUCAUUCCUGAAAAUCAUUGCUGGCAACCGUAUGGCUUUCCUCAAUGCUUGUUCCUCUGGGGAUUCAUCUGAGUACCCUCGACAUCUCUCUGAGACCCUCACCACACUUGGACCUUACCAUGCUGCCUUUGACCUGCAAAGAGUGGCACACAUAAUUGAAUGCCUAAUCUGCAAUGAAGACUUUAAGCGGCUUGAUCACUCAGCUUUGACUUUGCAGCCAGAAACAAUGCUACAGCAAAUUCGGGACACCAUACAAUCCACAAGGGGGCAGCACCUACUUUAUCAGGAAUAAGAUGUUGAGUGGCGUCAAAACGAUGUAAUAAUCACCUGGAAAUAGCUUGAAUGCAAAGUGCCAAUUUGUAGGGUGCAAAAAAGAUGAUAAAGGUGUUACUAUGCCUUUGGUGUGAGAUGAACUGCAAUCUUGUAAAUGUCUGAAAUUUGUUUUUUGCACUGAAAGAUAAAAUGGAUGAAUAAAGAAAAAUAAUUACACAA
This is a messenger RNA of Scatophagus argus, 1930 nucleotides long. It is a transcript of the gene jmjd4, whose product is annotated as jumonji domain containing 4. Gene Ontology annotation, cellular component: nucleus; cytoplasm. Gene Ontology annotation, molecular function: histone H4R3 demethylase activity; sequence-specific DNA binding. The record is from RefSeq and is a predicted model, not a curated record. The transcript is spliced from 6 exons. NCBI's taxonomy places the organism in Eukaryota, Metazoa, Chordata, Actinopteri, Scatophagidae. Bases 429 to 1730 code for a protein of 433 amino acids. Gene Ontology annotation, biological process: positive regulation of translational termination; negative regulation of gene expression; protein hydroxylation.